Molecule: messenger RNA, 1360 nt
Organism: Morone saxatilis (striped sea-bass)
Lineage: Eukaryota; Metazoa; Chordata; Actinopteri; Moronidae
Gene: hcrtr2
Product: hypocretin (orexin) receptor 2
Exons: 7
Coding region: 1-1269 (422 amino acids)
Biological process (GO): circadian sleep/wake cycle process; G protein-coupled receptor signaling pathway; feeding behavior
Cellular component (GO): membrane
Molecular function (GO): orexin receptor activity
Source: RefSeq, a predicted model, not a curated record
AUGUCUGGGAUAACUGGGAAUUUGGAUUGCGAGGAGUGUUUGUCUUCUGCACAUGUGGCCAACAGCACGGAGCUACAUCCGCGCUCCGCUGUGGAUGAAGACGACGAACUUCUGAGAUACAUCUGGAGAGAGUACUUACACCCCAAGCAGUAUGAAUGGGUCCUGAUCGUGGCUUACAUUAUUGUGUUCUUCGUUUCACUCAUUGGAAACUCGCUGGUUUGUUUUGCAGUGUGGAAAAACCGUCACAUGCGCACCGUGACCAACUAUUUCAUAGUGAACCUCUCCUUUGCUGAUGUGUUGGUCACCAUCAUCUGCCUGCCUGCGAGUCUUGUGGUAGACAUCACAGAGACAUGGUUCUUUGGAAAAACUCUUUGCAAAGUUGUGCCUUAUUUGCAGACCAUUUCCGUUUCUGUAUCAGUGCUAACACUGAGUUGCAUUGCCCAAGACCGCUGGUAUGCUAUCUGCCACCCACUGAUGUUCAAGAGCACAGCCAGGAGGGCUCGCAAAAGUAUUGUUGUCAUAUGGGUUGUGUCGUGCAUCAUCAUGAUCCCUCAGGCUAUUGUGAUGGAGUGCAGCAGCCUGCUGCCUGAACUAACAAACAAGACCAGCCUGUUCACAGUGUGCGAUGAACACUGGGGAGCUGAGAUCUAUCCAAAGGUGUAUCACACCUGUUUCUUCAUUGUCACAUAUUUUGCACCACUGUGUCUCAUGGUCUUGGCGUAUAUCCAGAUAUGUCACAAGCUGUGGUGUCAACAGAUUCCUGGAAACACAUCAGUGUUGCAGAGAAAAUGGAGAUCCAUGCAGUGCUCAGCUCCAGCUCCAGGCCUGGGAGAGGCUGUGAGGGUCCGGACCAGCACGGUUUGUGCAGAGAUCAAACAGGUCCGAGCCCGGCGCAAGACAGCUCGCAUGCUGAUGGUGGUCCUCUUUGUUUUUGCUCUGUGCUACUUGCCGAUCAGCGUGCUCAAUGUCAUGAAAAGAGUCUUUGGGACUUUCAAGAACACAAAUGACAGAGAGACAGUGUAUGCAUGGUUCACUUUCUCACAUUGGCUCAUAUAUGCCAACAGUGCAGCAAAUCCUAUCAUCUACAAUUUCCUCAGCGGGAAGUUCCGUGAAGAGUUCAAAGCAGCCUUUUCUUGCCACUGUUAUGGCCAAGGACAAAAUCAGACAAAGAGGAUAAGAACCAGAACCAGCACGGACAGCCGGAAAUCCCUGUCAACUCAAGUUAACAACAUGGACAAUGUCUCACGAAUAUCUGAUCAGGUAGUGUAGUCUUAUCCCAGUGGGGAGUUCUUCUGACCACUUCAAACUUCAAAGGACAUACUCAUCGUUAAGGUAGACAUUCAAAAUGAUUGUAUAUUUA